Messenger RNA from Scatophagus argus, 6203 nucleotides. Its product is annotated as NACHT, LRR and PYD domains-containing protein 12-like. NCBI's taxonomy places the organism in Eukaryota, Metazoa, Chordata, Actinopteri, Scatophagidae. The record is from RefSeq and is a predicted model, not a curated record. Bases 429 to 5048 code for a protein of 1539 amino acids. The transcript is spliced from 19 exons. Gene Ontology annotation, biological process: regulation of apoptotic process. Gene Ontology annotation, molecular function: metal ion binding; protein binding.
AUUUUAUUGGAUAUAUCUGCUGGUACAGUAGGUAAACACUAGAAUUCUUUCAGUAUUUUCUCAGUAAUUUAUAAAAGAAAACCGUAUGUAUACAUGAAGUAGCUGCAAAAAGGAGAUAAUUAUUACAGGAGAAUUAUGAAAUAAAAAUAACACAGGAUAAAUAAAAACACAGUCAGAUAUGAGUAGAACUAAACUAACUGACAGAUUAAUCGGUGAUGAAAACAAUCAGGUUGCAGUCCCACUUUGUUAGCAUGCAAAGUGCGUGACAAAGUACAAAUGUCAACCUUCUUGGAGCUGUGUGUAAUCAAAUGGUUAAAUAAGUCAGGUGCUGGGGGGGAGCUGCAAACAGAAAGUGAAAGUCAGACACCAUUUUAACCUCCGUUUAGCAGCAGGAUGGGAACAGGAAAACAGGUUGUGAUCUGCUCGUCAUGAUGACUGACUUUUUCAAAGGGGAACCUCCAGGUCUACCUGAUGAACAUGAAGCCUCCGGCAUAAAAAAGAGAGCAGGAUCUCCAUCAUCCAGCGAUCUGUUGUCGACGAAUGACCAGUCCAAAGACAAACCCAGUAAUGAAUCUGGACCCUCAAACUCAAAGAGCCACAGGAGCCAGUCUCUACAAGAGAGGAGGAGCAGCUACGAUUCUGAAGAGGAGCAGCCUUCCUCCUGCGCUUUGUGCCAGGAAGUCCCGAAGGAUCUGGUCUCAGCCAGCUGUGGACACUGCUUCUGCAGGCAGUGCUUCACCUCAUACUGGGACCAGUCUGCUUCAUCAGGCGUCUCCUCCUGUCCCCAGUGUGGAGCCCGAUCCGGAACAGGAGCUGGACUGCAGACAGCCGGUCAGACUGCACAAACAGAUCGUGGUCUGCAGGAGGUUCUAGAUGAACUUAAGAUCAGUCUGAAGACGAGAUGUGAGCGUGUGACUGAAGGAAGUGAUGAAACAGGAAGUGGGACCCUCCUCAACACGAUCUACACUGAGCUCUACAUCACAGAGGGUCAGAGAGAAGACGUUAAUACCCAACAUGAGGUCAGGCAGCUUGAGACGACUUCCAAGAUGAAGACCCUCCAUGAGACUUUGAUCAGAUGCCAGGACAUCUUUAAAGCCUCACCUGAGUCUCCCAUCAGAGUUGUUCUGACCAACGGCGUCGCUGGUGUUGGAAAAACCUUCUUAGUGCAGAAGUUCGCUCUGGACUGGGCUGAGGGCCUGGAAAACCAGGAUGUCGGUCUGGUGGUUCUGCUGUCGUUCAGGGAGCUGAACUUGAUCAGAGAUGAGCAGCACAGUCUUCUCACGCUGCUCCAUGUUUUCCAUCCAGCAUUACAGAAGCUCACAGCAGAGCAGCUGGCUGUCUGUAAACUUCUGUUCAUCUUUGAUGGCCUGGAUGAAAGCAGACUUUCACUGGAUUUCAAGAACAUUGAGGUUGUGUCUGAUGUCGGACAGAAGUCAUCAGUCAACGUGCUGCUGGCAAACCUCAUCGAGGGGAAUCUGCUUCCCUCGGCCCUCGUCUGGAUAACGUCCAGACCCACAGCAGCCAAUCAGAUCCCUCCUUCACGUGUUGACAGGGUGACAGAAGUACGAGGUUUCACUGACGAGCAGAAGGAGGAGUACUUCAGGAGGAGGUUCAGUGAUGAAGAUCUGUCCAGCAGAAUCAUCUCACACAUCAAGACAUCCAGGAGCCUCCACAUCAUGUGUCAAAUCCCAGUCUUCUGCUGGAUCAUGGCUACAGUUCUGGAGCACAUGUUGACUACAGACCAGAGAGGAGAGCUGCCCAAGACUCUGACUGACAUGUACUCGCACUUCCUGCUGGUCCAGACAAAGAGGAAGAAGCAGAAGUAUGAUGAGGGACAUGAGACGAGCCCACAGGAGCUGAUGGAGGCUGACAGGGAGGUUCUUCUGAAGCUGGGGAGGCUGGCGUUUGAACAUCUGGAGACAGGAAACAUCAUGUUCUACCAAGAAGACCUGGAGAAGUGUGGUCUGGAUGCCAAAGAGGCCUUGGUGUACUCAGGAGUUUGUACGGAGAUCUUCAGAAGAGAGUGUGUGAUCUUCGAGAGAACAGUCUACUGCUUUGUUCAUCUGAGCAUUCAGGAGCUUCUGGCUGCAGUCUACAUGUUCUACUGUUACACCAACAGGAACACAAAGGAACUGAAGGCUUUCCUGGGGAAAGCCUGGGACUAUGACAACAGAGAAUGUUCUCUGAAUGAUGACAAAGAUUACCCAUCCCUGGAUAUCUUCCUGAAGGGAGCCCUGGAGAAAUCCCUCAAAAGCAAAAAUGGCCAUCUGGACCUGUUCAUUCGCUUCCUUCAUGGCAUCUCUCUGAAGUCCAACCAGGGACUCUUAGGAGGCCUGCUGAAUUGGACAGAUGACAAUCCAGAAACCAUCCAGAGAGCCAUCACCAACCUAAAAAAGAAGAAGACCAAUACUUCUCCUGACAGGAGCAUCAACAUCUUCCACUGUCUGAUGGAGAUGAACGACCACUCAGUACAUCAGGAGAUCCAAGAGUUCCUGAAAACAGAGAACAGCUCAGAGAAAAAACUAUCAGAGGUCCACUGCUCAGCUCUGGCCUACGUGCUGCAGAUGUCAGAGGAGGUUCUGGAUGAGUUGGACCUGAAGAAGUACAACACAUCAACGGAGGGACGACAGCGGCUGAUUCCAGCUGUGAGGAACUGCAGAAAUGCUCUACUUUCUAGUUGUGGAAUCUUGGAGACUCAUUGUGAAGUUGUGGCCUCAGCCCUGAAGUCCAACCCCUCUCACCUGAGAGAACUGGACCUGAGUAACAACAACCUGUACGAUUCAGGAGUGAAGCUGCUGUCUGCUGGACUGGAGAGUCCAAACUGUAGGCUGGAGACUCUGAGAUUGAGUGACUGCUGUUUGACAGAGAUCAGCUGUGCUUCUCUGGCCUCAGCCCUGAAGUCCAACCCCUCCCAUCUGAGAGAGCUGCAGCUGAGUAACAACAGGCUGCAGGAUCCAGGAGUGGAGCUGCUGUGUGCUUUUCUGCAGAGUCCACACUGUAGACUGGAGACUCUCAGACUGUGGGGCUGUAAGUUCUCAGACAUCAGCUGUGCUCCUCUGGCCUCAGCCCUGAAGUCCAACCCAUCCAGUCUGAGAGAGCUGCAGCUGGGUAACAACAGCCUGCAGGAUUCAGGAGUGGAGCUGCUGUGUGCUUUUCUGCAGAGUCCAAACUGUAGACUGCAGACUCUGAGGCUGGGUGACUGCAGUUUGUCAUGGAUGAGCUGUGGUUCUUUAUCCUCAGCUCUGAAGUCCAAGCCCUCCCAUCUGAGAGAGCUUGAGCUGUGGGGAAACGAACUGCGUGAUUCAGGAGUGAAGCUGCUGUGUGAUCUUCUGGAGAGUCCAUGCUGUAGACUGGACACCCUGAGGCUGAGUUGGUGCGGUUUGUCUCGGCACAGCUGUGCCCGUCUGAGCUCCGCCCUGAGGUGUAACCCCUUCCAUCUGAGGGAUCUGGAUCUGAGUGGAAACAGGCUGGAGGAUUCAGGGGUGGAGCUGCUGUGUGAUCUUCUGGAGAGUCCACACUGUAGACUGGAGACCCUGGAACUGAGUCGCUGCAGGUUGACAGAGAUCAGCUGUGCCUCUCUGGCCUCAGCGCUGAAGUCCAACCCCACCUGUCUGAGAGAGCUGCAGCUGAGUGGAAACGACCUGCAGGAUUCAGGAGUGGAGCUGCUCUCUUAUCACGUGGACAAUCCUGGCUGUAGACUGGAGACUGUGAGAAUCGAUGAGAAGAUGAUCACAGCUGAGAAAUCAUCUGACCACUCAGAUGUCAAACAGGAUGUGAAAGAAACCCUGCCAGAGGACGAUAACAAGGCUCCAUUGCCCUUCUCACCUGGACAGAUAACAAAUAAACAUGGAUCUUCGUACAGGUUCAGGUGUCCUGGUCCAGGGGUCUUCCGGUGUGCUUUGACUGGAUUGGUGUUUGUGAUGGCUCAGGAGGCGGAGCUGCUGUACAGGUGUGUCCAAUGGGAUGACAGCCUCCUCCGGUCAGCUGGCAAGAUGGCCGCAGGGCUGCUGUUCGAUAUCACGUGUUCUGAGGACGCGGCUGUCCGUCAGCUCCGCCUGCCACACUGCGAAACAAAGGAAGCGCUGCUCGGCGACGGCCUGCUGUCGGUCGUCCACGUCGCUGACGGUGGAAUGAGCAUCUUGAAGUCGCUGGAGGUAACCGACACUCAUGUGGCUGUGGAGGUGCCUCACCUGUCUGCCUUUGGCCUGGUCUGGGAUCUCGCUCAAAGGCUCCUGAACAUCACUCUGCCAAUAAACGGCCAAGUCCUGCUGUUCCUCCGACCCCCGGCGAACAGGCAUCGAGUGCUCGACGUGUUUGUGCUGCAGGACAACAUCCCUGUACAUGAGGUUAAAGCCCAACAAGGAGAUGCUGAGUACUUGAGGAUCUCCUCCGACUGUCAUCUCUGCAUCAGACAGAGUUACAGCGUCUGCUGUGAACCGGAGGGCUUCACCAUUCAGCCUGAGCGUGCGACAUUUCACUCCAAGUAUGGACCAAAUUUCCACCCAACAUUUGAAGUUUUCCUGACUACGAUGUCAGAGAAAGUAACUUUGAUGGUCCAAGACCAGGAGAGGAAAGACGUUUGGAAACGUGAUGUGUAUCUGGCAGGUCAGAGAAGGAAGCCUCCACAGAGAAAUGUCCCCACACAAGACAGCAGCCCAGCAGAGGAAAUCAGCCCAGCAGAGGACAGCAGCCCAGCACAGGACAGCGGCCCAGCAGAGGACAGCAGCCCAGCAGAGGACAGCAGCCCAGCACAGAACAGCGGCCCAGCAGAGGACAGCGGCCCAGCAGAGGACAGGCUGCUCUCGGCUCGAAGGGAGUUUAUAAUAAAGGUGAAUGAAACUGUUCUGAACCAGCUUCUGGAUAGACUUAUUGAGUGUCACAUUAUAAAUGACAGUGAAGUGCAGUCAGCCACAGCAAAAGACAAACUAGAGAAAGCACGCUACGUGAUCGACACGGUGAGACGCAAAGGAAGCAAAGCCAGCUCACUGCUGGUCGCUGCUCUCUGCCAGGUGGAUCCACACCUUUCCAGGGAGCUGAACUUGCCCUGAAGCAAAAACAAGAAGAUGAUGAAGUUUUGAAUCCUGUGUUUCUAAUCUUCCAUUCUGAAAGCCUCAAAACGUGAUCCAACGAAACUUGGACCACACGAUGAAGACCAGUAAGUCCAAGUCGUGUCCACAAAUGUGAACUAAAACAGACAACAAGCUUUCUUGCAGUGGGACGAUUGUUCCCCUUGUGAACCCUCAGGAAGCUGCGUGGCUCAUCAAACAGGUUCUGCACCAACCAGCAUCAACGAGCUCAUUCAGCUGCUGAGGAGACCAGAAACCAGAGCACAGAGCUGACAGAGACAUCUGCAUUCACACAAACUGAGGAGCAUCAGACCUCUCUCACGAAGAGAGGAGGCUGAGGAGGAGGAGAGGAGGGCGGGAAGUCAGAGUGUUGUUCUUUGUUUCAGCCACUAGAUGGAGACAGAACUUCACAAACAGGAAGCAGCUGUAGCAUCGGGUGGGUGUGAAAAUCAAAAGAUAUAAAAAUCUGCUCUGGCUGAUUGUGACCACACUUCUCACUAUUUUCACGAGUUUUACAAACUUUCAUUGGAUUCAUGGAGGAAAUAACCAGCAGAAUUAAAAGCUGCAGUCCAAAUGAGCUCCAGCUCGACUAACUCAACUGGAAAAUCCUGCUGUUACCUCAAUGCAACGCGCUACACACACUUGCGUCCUGUAGCACAGAGCUAACACAGGUCCACAUGAACGUGCUCUGAUGACGAGACUCACAUCCUGGUGGACCCCUGAGUCCUCACGGAAGUGGACGCAAUAAUUUUGGCUGAAAAUUGCUGGAACGUAAUGAGUGGACAGUUGAGCCUGGUAUCAAGCAACGUGAGACACUCUGCUCCUCAGAUAAAUUUACUGUGUCCAUACAGCAUGGACACAUACACACAUACUGUCUCUGGACAGGACAUGCACGUCUUCUAGCUGCUCUUUGAUUUUAAUAAGCAACACCUAACAACAAAAACUGCAUACUGUGUGUUUAAGACAGUUUGACCCAACGAGCCCAAGCGAAUGAGGACAAACUAAACUACAGUCAUUUUACAUUGUGUUUUAGUGAAGGAUCUGAGUGCCUCCUCCUCCUUCUACUCCUCCUGCUGCUGCCCCUCCUCCUGUUGCUCCUCCUCCUCCUCCUGCUGCUGCUGCUCGUCCUCCUCCUCC